Molecule: messenger RNA, 1473 nt
Organism: Enhydra lutris kenyoni (northern sea otter)
Lineage: Eukaryota; Metazoa; Chordata; Mammalia; Carnivora; Mustelidae
Product: interferon-induced protein with tetratricopeptide repeats 2-like
Biological process (GO): defense response to virus
Cellular component (GO): cytosol
Molecular function (GO): protein binding
Source: RefSeq, a predicted model, not a curated record
ACCAAACAUUCCCUGGAGAAUAGCUUACUACAACUGAAAUGCCAUUUUACCUGGAAUUUAUAUGAAGAAAGUUCCUUAGAUGACUUGGAGAACAGAGUGUGUGACCAGGUACAGUUUCUAAACAAAGAAUUCAGAGCAAUCAUGUACAAUCUGUUUGCCUAUGUUAAACACCUCCGAGGCCAGAACGAGGAGGCUCUGGGAUAUUUACAGCAAGCAGAAGAGUUUAUCCUGCACAUACAGGCCCGCCAAGGCAAAAUCCGAAGUCUGGUCACCUGGGGAAACUACGCCUGGGUCUAUUAUCACAUGGGCAGGCUUCCAGAAGCACAGGCUUACAUUGACAAGGUAGGACAUCUUUGCAAGAAGUUUGCGAGCUCUUACAGAAUUGAAUGUCUAGAUUGUGAAAAAGGAUGGGCCCUUUUAAAAUGGGGAGAAAAGUAUUAUGAAUGGGCAAAGGUGUGUUUUGAGAAGGCUUUGCAAAAAAACCCCACCAAUCCGGAAUUCUCCCUGGGACUGGCCAUCACACUCUACAGUCUGGGUGACAAAGCACCAAUAGAGAACACCGUUCGCCUUCUGAGGCGGGCCAUCCAGCUGAAUCCUGAUAACCAGUAUGUUCAUGUUCUCCUGCCUCUGACUCUCCAGAAGACCCAGAAACAAGCUGAAGGAGAUAAGCUAGUCGAAGAGGCCUUGAAGAAAACGCCAUGCCUCACAGACGUACUCUGCAGUGCGGCCAAGUAUUACCGAAAUAAAGAUACUCUACACACGGCUAUCGAAUUACUUAAAAAGGCUUUAGAAUUGGUACCAAACAACGUUUUUCAACAUCUGCAGAUCGCAUGCUGCUACAGAGCCAAAAUCGGGCAAAUACAGAAGUCACGGAGGUAUGCCACGAAGGAGAAGGAAGCAGAGCUGUGGGAGAUGACGAGACACGCACUGGAUCACUUUAAGAGAGUUGUCGAGUUGAAUGUUAACAUUCCCCGUGCCUGCUCUGACCCUGCCUGCCUCUAUGCCAUCACUGGCCAGUAUGAUAAGGCAGAGUAUUACUUCCAGAAAGAAUUCAGUAAGGAUCUGCCUCCCGCCAAGAGACAAGUGCUCUGCCUGCGCUAUGGACACUUCCAGCAGUACCGGCGACUGCGGGACGACACUGCCAUCCACCACUACCUGCAGGGUUUGAACAUCAACGGGACAGUGACUGAGAAGGAAAAGCUGAUUGUCAACCUAAGAAAAAUUGCCCACAAACGACUCUCUAAAAAUACCUCCGAUGCCAUGGGUUGGCAUCUCUCCAGAUUCAUUUGGGAGCUGAAUAGAAAGGGGCACCCAUGGGACAGUGUGCCAGCAGAGGCCAGCGGUGUUGUCCCCCCUGCCCUGCGGGCUGAGAAGGGCAGUGAGGAAAAGACCAUGGAAGCAGGUGGGACCCACCAUCCAGAGAAGCAGAACGCCCUAGAGAGAGCCUGUAACCAGUCCCGGGGCCUCAUAUAG